Musa acuminata subsp. malaccensis (wild Malaysian banana) is the source of this 828-nucleotide messenger RNA. RefSeq names its product bZIP transcription factor 11. Gene Ontology annotation, molecular function: DNA-binding transcription factor activity; transcription cis-regulatory region binding. Lineage: Eukaryota; Viridiplantae; Streptophyta; Magnoliopsida; Zingiberales; Musaceae. Gene Ontology annotation, biological process: positive regulation of DNA-templated transcription. Gene Ontology annotation, cellular component: nucleus. The record is from RefSeq and is a predicted model, not a curated record.
AUAAGUACAAUCUUCUUUUGCUAGCGUUGAUCUUUCAGCAUAUCUCCACCCAAGAUCUUGUCUUGCCUGAAGCAGCAGCACUUAAAUCUAUAAAAAAAGACUGCCGAGAAAGAUCUCAUUUUUACUGUAAAAGACGCAAAAAGCUUCCAUGGCUUCUCCCAGUGGGACUUCUUCUGGGUCCAGCCUGCUGCUCCCGACCUCGGGCUCCGAAGAGGAUCUGCAUGCACUGAUGAUGGACCAGAAGAAGCGAAAGCGGAUGAUAUCGAACCGUGAGUCCGCGAGGCGGUCGAGGAUGCGCAAGCAGAAGCAUUUGGAUGAUCUGACGGCGCAGGUGAACCAGCUGAGGAAGGAGAACAGCCAGAUCCUGUCAUCCCUCACCCUCACCACGCAGCAGUGUUUCGCUGUGGAGGCCGACAACUCCGUUCUGCGCACCCAAACCAUGGAGCUCACCAACAGGCUGCAAUCCCUCAAUGAGAUCCUUCUCUUCUUGAACGGAAGCAACACCAUCGUCCGCAAUGGCUUCCUCAUCGGUCCAUGGAGCUCCACGUGCACGAACCAGCCCAUCAUGGCUUCAGCAGCAGACAACCUGCUUCAGCAUUGAUAGAUAAGAAGCCAUGGAUUGCUGUCAAAGGGGGGCUGGUAGCUCUGCUGUUGCUAGCUGUGCUCGUCAGUGAGGAGGACUUUUGUCUAUCUUGGUAUCUAUUGUACUUUUGUGUGUUUGGGUGGAAUGCGGUCAAGAUAUUUAAGCCCUUUGGAGCUUCAAAGUGCUCAAAGUAAUGUGACCUUUCGAGUGUCUUUUAACUAUUAAGACUCUUAGUUUUAUGCCAA